AUCAUGGAGCGAAAUAUUGACCUCGCAGAUCAGGCUAACAUUAUGAAACCUCUUGAUCAGACAAGUCAGUCAUAGAGUGUCUCUUACAUUGCUGCUGUUAUCGUGUUAUCGGUGCAACACACGAAGUGAAAGCAAGGACCACGACCAUAAAGAAAAGAUGGCGACACCUUCAAGUAAUACCGCAUGGUUCUAUCGCUCGCUUAACCGGUUUCUAUUCCAGUUGAUGACAUCUUUACUUAUUGCAACAGUUUUGGAAUCAGGUGAAAUUCAGGGAUGGCUGGACCUACAUGACUCCGAGGAGGCAAAGGAUAAUCUUGAGCCCGCACCGAACCCGCUCAUCAGCCCAGUACACCAGUCGUUUUUCAUGGACAUGGAGACACGCGAGCUUUACAACCUGUACAACUGGCGGGACAUCUGCGACACGGAACUGAUGCCACGUCAGAGCAAGAAGUCCAAGUGGGCGGUCCGGGGGCACGAUGCUCUGGAACAGUUCUGCAAGAACGCCUUCAAGGGCUGGGAAGCUCUGAAGGAGCGGGAGCUCAUGGAGCGCUGCCCGAAAGCCCAGGAUCCCGGCUGCCGACCCCUGGACGGGAAGACCCGCUGCACCGUUCGCAUCCGAUACAGCAACACCACCGAUAAGAUGAAAAUCGUCUCGCUCAAGUACUGCUCCAAGGGAAUCGACUGGGAAGGUCUCAAGCCUGACGCAGCAGAAACUCAGGGGCAAUGGGGCUUCCAGUAAAAGUCAAAUACAAACUAUACGUGGACGUAUU
Messenger RNA from Bemisia tabaci, 770 nucleotides. The record is from RefSeq and is a predicted model, not a curated record. Lineage: Eukaryota; Metazoa; Arthropoda; Insecta; Hemiptera; Aleyrodidae.